AGAAAAAAGCCUUUACUAGACUUGUUAGAAGAUAUUAGGAGACAGUGUAUGGUGCGUAAUGCGAAGAGGUCCAUUAUUGCUGAAAGGUUGAAGACAAGGUUCACAAGAAGAGCACAUUGUGAGAUAGAGAAAGCUAUAAAUGGAUCACAACAUUGCAUCCGCUACAUGGCCAGAAAUAAUUUUCAUGAGGUAGAGCUCAAUAAUGUUAACUAUGUGGUUGAUAUGAAUGAGAAGACUUGUGGUUGCAGAAAGUGGCAGAUGGUUGGAAUCCCUUGUGUUCAUGCUGCAAGUGUUAUAAUAGGUAAAAAAGAAAAGGUUGAAGCUUAUGUGAAUGAGUACUACACAACAAAGAAGUGGCGAGAAACAUAUAAAGAUGGUAUAAAACCUGUACAAGGGAUGAUGUUGUGGCCUAGAUUGAAUAGGUUAGCUGUCUUGCCACCACCAUGGAGAAGAGGUAAUCCAGGAAGACCAAGUAACUAUGCUAGGAGGAAAGGCAGGAAUAAAACAGGAUCAACUAGGACCACAUUAACACGCCGGAAGAGAGUGGUGACAUGCUCAAACUGCAAGGAAGAUGGACACAAUAAGCAAGGUUGUAAAAAUCCAAGUGUUGAGAGUCAGCCAAAGAGACCAAGAGGACGACCAAAAAAACAGGGAGGAGUUUCACAACUACAACAAGGAUCACAAGCCCAAGGAUCACAAUCACAACAAGGAUAACGAGCACAAAGACAAUCUCAAGG
This is a messenger RNA of Brassica rapa (field mustard), 737 nucleotides long. RefSeq lists its product as uncharacterized. The record is from RefSeq and is a predicted model, not a curated record. Gene Ontology annotation, molecular function: zinc ion binding. Lineage: Eukaryota; Viridiplantae; Streptophyta; Magnoliopsida; Brassicales; Brassicaceae.